Molecule: messenger RNA, 691 nt
Organism: Aspergillus neoniger CBS 115656
Lineage: Eukaryota; Fungi; Ascomycota; Eurotiomycetes; Eurotiales; Aspergillaceae
Exons: 1
Coding region: 177-527 (116 amino acids)
Source: RefSeq, a predicted model, not a curated record
GGCAGGAGCAGGAAGGUGCAUACAUCCAAUCAUCCACUAAGCUCCGGAUGUAGGUACCGCACCGAGAUAGUGUCCACUUGACCACCUCGCAACCCGGCAGCUCGCGCAUGCUUAUUCCUAAUGACGCAGCACAGCCGGAGCGUUGGGGACAGUAGAUUUUCCUGUGCCUGCCACUAAUGAAUAAUAAACGUAUAGCGCUAUCCUGGACCAGGCGACUAGUCCGAGGCUUCUGUGUGGGCAGUGGGGCUGAUGGGCCCGUUGAACACGGACUGGUGAACCAGACAGGCCCUAAAAAAACGAUUGUGGGUUUGCAAACGAAGAAAGUUAAGCCCAGAGCAGGAUCGAUACCCCCUCAAAGGAAUCAUGCAGUGUCUAUGGGAAUCCUGUGGAUGGUCAGAAGGUGGAGGGAGAGCAAAAAAAAAGAAAAGAAGAGAAAAAAAAAAGCAAAAAGGGACAGGCUCGACGGUAGAUCAACCAAGGAGAACCUGUUUUCCCAAACCCAUCGGUCCGGGUCGCAGCGAAAUUAAGUCAAGAAUGUUACACACGGCGCCUGCCUCUAUUCUGAGAUGUCAAUUGAGGGAUGGCAAAGGUGGGUAGAAGGGCAGGACUUUUUGGGGGGGGGGGUGGUGGAAGUAGUCCACGGAGGCUGACGGAGCACUACUACCGGGCGACAGGCGACAGGUAAGAAUGG